ACACACACGUCUAUAUCUGUCUACCAAGUAGCUUGCUGAGAAUUGGAUGGGAACUACAUUAACUCUCUGGAUUGAGUGGGGAGAGCGAACGUCUUCACUGUGUUGAACCUUCCAGCCCACGAGCACACUGUGAUUCUCCGUGUCCUUAGGGCUUUGAUUUCUCUCAUUGCCAUUUGUAGGGUUCAGAGUGUCAGUCCUGUCCGUGUUUGGUGAGACUUUUGCCUGCAUGCUGUGUGUGUGGGAUUACAAACACCGCAUUUCCAGUUUCGGCCUCUGUGGACCCCUUGCAUCGUGGUAGAUUUCUGUGUGAUUGACCUUGCCGACCUCACUCGGCUCGAGGAGGGUUUUUGUACAUUUCCUGCCAUUUUGUACCUGGGUAAUGGUGUUCUAUGCGAACAGGGCCCGGUGUCCUUCCCCUUCCCAUCUGUGUGCCUUUCCGUACCGUUCUUGCCUCGUUGCCCUGGCCAGAAUGACCUGCCCCGACGGGAGGGAGAACAGGAGCGGACACCCAUGUCUUGCCUCAGCACUCACUUGCUCUCCAGAGACUGGGACACAGGCUCAUGUGUGAGUGACAAAGUGACGCUUCCCUGUGGGAAAAAGGGCUUACAAUGUAGACCGUGGAACAAAGUCUGGAAGUUCACUGACGCCUGACAGCGUCCUCCACUUCCAGCCCGUCUUGCCUGUGAGUCAGAGAGGAACCGCACUAGCAGGCAGUGAGCCCCCGUCCAGAGGCUGGCGUGUGAGGGGCACAGCUGUGCACACCUGGGCGUGGCUGAGCGGAAGGUGCAGGUCAGGAUUCGGACCAUGCAGACAGCCACCCACUGGCAUGACAUCUGUGGCAUCACAAGGCUGCCAUGGGGCUCUAGGGCCCUCUGCCUGCCCCACAGGCCAUACCCCUGCCCCGGGCACAGAUGUCCUCACUGCUGGCCUCUGACCCAACAUUGUCCAGGAGCCCCGACCCAGGAGGUGCUCCCACCACUGCCUGCCAACCUGGACCUGAUCCAGGCCCCUCCCACCUGAGGCCCUGCCAGGAACUGCCAGGCUGGACACAGAGGAGGUUCCUUCGUGGGCACAGGGAAGAGCCUCCCAUUGUCCCAGUGCAGGAAGCUGCCCGAGGGGUGAGGAUGAGUCAUGGGUUUGAGGAAUGGCAUGGUGAGGCUGUGGGCGGGGCUCCUGUCUGCCCUCCUCCUACAUAAGGCCCCCGAGCCCACACUGCCUCGGCCUCCCUCUCACUCCAGAGCUCAGAGCCACCCACAGCCGCAGCCAUGCAGUGCCUCCUGCUCACCCUGGGCAUGGCCCUGGUCUGUAGCGUCCAGGCCAGUGGCAUCCCCCAGACCGAGCAGGACCUGGAGGUCCCAAAGUUGGCAGGGACCUGGCACUCCAUGGCCAUGGCGGCCAGCGACUCCACCCUCCUGGAGGCCAGGGAUGCCCCUCUGAGGAUCUACAUCACCUCCCUGAUGCCCACCGCCGAGGGCAACCUGGAGAUCAUUCUGCACAGAUGGGAGAACAACAGCUGUGUUGAGAAGAAGGUCCUUGCAGAGAAGACUGAAAAUCCAAAGAAUUUCAGGAUCAACUGUGCAGAUAUGGCGGUGAACGAGGUUACACUGCUGGAGACUGACUAUGACAAAUUCCUGUUUCUCUGCAUGAAGAGCACCGUCACCCCCAAGCAGAGCACCAUGUGCCAGUACCUGGCCAGAUCCCCGGAAGCAGAUGAUGAGGUCCUGAAGGAAUUCUUCCGCACUUUCAAGACCCUGCCCGUGCAGUUAUGGUUCCUCCUGGAAUGGUACCAGGUGGAAGAGCCGUGCCCUAUCUAGGAGAGCUCCUGCCUGGUCCUGCCUGCUGGGAAGACCAGACCCCCGCCCAGCCACACCUCCAGCAUCGUACGACCUCCCCCUGCCCUUUCAAAGAAUGUCCACGGCGCAGAAGACGACGGCGUGGCCACCGUGUUCCGGUCCCUUCCUGCUGCACACCUGCACCUCGGGCGUGGGGAGGCUGCUCCCUGGGGACCGUGUCUGGCAGAAAUGAUUAAUAAACCCAUACAACACGCUCCGC
Sapajus apella (tufted capuchin) is the source of this 2052-nucleotide messenger RNA. RefSeq names its product glycodelin-like. NCBI's taxonomy places the organism in Eukaryota, Metazoa, Chordata, Mammalia, Primates, Cebidae. Bases 1266 to 1814 code for a protein of 182 amino acids. The transcript has 7 exons. The record is from RefSeq and is a predicted model, not a curated record. Gene Ontology annotation, molecular function: small molecule binding.